AUGGACAUGCCCCUGGACGACGACGCCAUGGCCCAGGCCAUGGGCUUCUCAUCUUUCGGCCACCAAAACCGGCCCCAGAAGCGCAAAUACAACCCUCACGCCGACGCAGUCAUCAGCUCAGACUCCAAGACCGCCCAGCGCGCGGCCAAGCCCUCCGCCACGGGGUCGAAUUCCACGCCCCUCGGCGUGCCCAGCAGCAAGUCCAGUCAGGCCGCUGCCAAUGCGGAUGAGAUUGACCUGGACGACGAGGCUGGCGUUCCUGAAUCUGCAGCGACCCCGGCGGCGUUAGUGCGCCCUCAUGGGUUACCAGAGCGCCCCGUUCCAGGGACCGGGUUUAUUGGGUCAUCGGGCGGCCAUGGGCACCAGGACGGCUCACGGCAUGACAUCUGGUACGAUGGAUAUUACGACCCCAAGUCGAAUGAGAAUCCGUGGAGACGGCUGGAGGGAUCAAAAGGCCUGCAGCCCGUGGGCACAUGGCUC
Trichoderma atroviride IMI 206040 is the source of this 480-nucleotide messenger RNA. The record is from RefSeq and is a predicted model, not a curated record. Lineage: Eukaryota; Fungi; Ascomycota; Sordariomycetes; Hypocreales; Hypocreaceae.